CUCUCUCCACCUCCAAACCAUCUGAGGUGCUGCUUUGUCAUCCUGUGUUUGUGGUGGGAGGGAGCUGAGCCUGUUGUCUUGUUCCUUACCCUGGUUGCACACAGCAGGACACAGUUGCCACUCGCUCUAACCAGAGCCCCUUAUUAAAUUACCUGCGGAUACAGAGUCAUUCAGGACACUGUUCCAACUCUCAAGUUUCUGAAAAUGCGUCAUCCGGAGGCUGGCUUGUCCUAUAAAUCUGGAGAGUUUUUUUUCUCCACAUGAUGUGUAAAAUCGGGAACUCCAUGCAUCCAGCCUGCUCCCCGCUUUUCUGAGAUUCCUUUCAGAUGAGGAUAAUUCUGCAGAGCCUUUUGCGUGCGACAUGGAAUGUGUUUCCAAAGGCUGUGCUGAUAUGAACAAUAUUCAGGAGUAACAGCUGAAGAUUUUCACAGGAGCUGCUGAUGUAAUGGCAGUGCCUCUGCAGGUCCUCCUUGGAGUGGGUCUGGCCUUUCUCUGCUUCUGCCUGACGCUUGGCUGCACCCUCUGCUGGCGGAAAAGGAAACGUCGGGGCGUCCCCUUUGGCAAGGACCCAGCCUCCGAGCGGAUCAUCAUGGACCCCAGCUCGCCUCUGCCAGGGGGCGCCAGUACGCCCAUCAAGCAGCAGUACGAGGAGGUGCGCGGCUUGGUGCUGGACUAUCCUACGGGCAUCGUGACCUCUCUACCUGACAGAGAGCCCGAUCCCGACUACAAGCACAACCCCCACGGCAGAGCGUCGCUGCCCUUUAUCCCCGUCGUGCCGAGAGCCAGCCUGGCCGGCCGAACCAAGAGGAUCCUGGAGAGGCGCUGCACCGUCUCGGGUGACUGCUCCGUCUACAACGAGCACGGCGCCCACCCGAACCCGGGCGCCAGGCCCUCGGUCCCUAGCCUGAUGGGCACCAACUCCCUCACUGCAGCGCCCGACGACACAGUGGGCGCCAAGUCCAAGCCGAGACCCGUCCUGCGUUUCACGCUCUUCUACUUGCCGCGCGAGCUCACCUUGACGGUGACCGUUCUGGGCGUCUCUGGCCUGCCCAAGAAACUCGGCAGUGGCUGCGACUCCUACGUGAAGGUCUACCUGCUGCCCAGGUUCAUGGAGCCGCGGCAAACCAGCAUCUGCAGGAAGAGCCUGAACCCCGAGUUCCGGGAGAGCUUUCAGUUCUCGGGCUAUACCCUUGAGGAGAUAAAGUGCUUCACGCUCCGCUUCACCGCCUACGUCAAGGAGUUCCACAACCUGAAGGACACCUUCGUUGGCGAGGUGCUGUUUGCCUGUGAGCAGGGUGACUGGCAGCCCCAUUCACCCUCGGCUUAUACAAGAGAGCUCACCACCACCAAGACAAAGCUCAAAAAGUGUCUCAGCUCCCAAGAUGUGGUGGGACCCUCGAGCGGCACAGGUCAAGCCAAGCUGUUGGGCCAGCUCUUCAUCCUGCUCCAGUAUCAGACCCUGGCUAACCGGAUCAAGGUGAUGGUUCGAAAGGCCGAGUCUUUGGCCAGACUGACCCGCAUGCCAGGGUCACCAGAUCAUUAUGUCAUUAUAAGCCUCUACCAAGAUGAUAAAGUUCUCUCAACCAAGGAAACCAAGACAUCAAGUGGCUAUAACCCAGUGUGGAAUGCACCAUUUCUGUUUGAUGUUCCUUCAGGAGAUAUUGAAAACCUACAGCUCUCUCUGGAAUUUAUAGUCAUGCAGAGUCGCAUUUACACCCGAAGUGGAGUCCUGGGCCGUGUGGUAAUUGGGGGGAAUGCUUCAGAGACGGGGAGAACACACUGGAGGGAGAUGUCGAAUCGAGGACAUGUGGAAUCUGCCAGGUGGCAUACCAUUCAACCAGACACUUUCUAGACACCCACAAACACACCUGUUCUGUCGCUCCUCCCGCUGUCCCUUAACUGUUCAGUGAAAUGUAAUAAAAUGUACGAAAAUCCCAGUGUCCUUUAGGAGCUUGGUGUUGCCGGAGCACAAUCAGUGGUCCCAGAUAUUACCUUCCCAUUUCUGAGACCUAGCACAAAAGGUGGCCAUUUUUUCACAGAUGGCCUGUUGCUAAGGGAUACAUGAUGAGUUGAGGUGGAUUCAGCAUUGAUCCGAGAGUCUCAGUGUGAGCCCAUAUACCUCAUACUGGGACAAAUGAAAGUUCCUGAGAUCUGUUUAAAAAGACUUUUUAAAUAGCGUGAAGUACGUAUUCUUCCUACAACAAAGCUGCAGCAUCACAAACUGACUCAACUUAUUAAAAUAUUUCAAGGGGCUUAAUAUGCAAGCAUUAUCAACCCAUAUUGACACCGAAUCACAACUGGAGAUAUCAAGACAGCUACAAACAGGUAGGUUUUUAGGAGUAUCUUAAAGGAACAAAGCAAGGUGAAGAGGUUUAGGAAGGGAAAUUCCAGAGUUUGGAGUUUACGUAACUCAUAGCCUGGUGAGAUGAUAAAAAAUAAAGGGCUUUGGAAGUGUUGCAGGAGCAUUUUGUUGUCACUGUACCUAGGUACUGUGAAACGUUUUGUUUUGCGUGCAGUACAGGUAGAUCAUACCAUACAACGACCACAGGGCGAUUGAACAGAUUUGAUACAAUGUUGCGGAUGCAAGAAGGUGCACAGAGAGCAAGAUCAACAUUAGGUUUGAAACUUGAGAGGUCCAUUUGGAAGUCUAAUAACAUCGGGGAAGAAACUGUUCUCGAACCUGUUGGUUCCAUUGACGUUGCCAGGUUUAGAGGGAGAUACUAAAUAGGCUGGGGCUGUUUUCGCUGGAACAUCAGAGGCUGAGGGGUGACCUUUUAGAGGUUUUU
Messenger RNA from Chiloscyllium plagiosum (whitespotted bambooshark), 2786 nucleotides. Its product is annotated as synaptotagmin-4. Gene Ontology annotation, molecular function: phosphatidylserine binding; clathrin binding; SNARE binding. Gene Ontology annotation, cellular component: synapse; plasma membrane; exocytic vesicle. NCBI's taxonomy places the organism in Eukaryota, Metazoa, Chordata, Chondrichthyes, Orectolobiformes, Hemiscylliidae. Gene Ontology annotation, biological process: vesicle fusion; calcium ion-regulated exocytosis of neurotransmitter. The record is from RefSeq and is a predicted model, not a curated record.